Anoplopoma fimbria (sablefish) is the source of this 4077-nucleotide messenger RNA. It is a transcript of the gene cadpsa, whose product is annotated as Ca2+-dependent activator protein for secretion a. The coding region runs from base 1 to 4077 and encodes 1358 amino acids. Gene Ontology annotation, biological process: dense core granule exocytosis; synaptic vesicle exocytosis; positive regulation of exocytosis. NCBI's taxonomy places the organism in Eukaryota, Metazoa, Chordata, Actinopteri, Perciformes, Anoplopomatidae. The record is from RefSeq and is a predicted model, not a curated record. Gene Ontology annotation, cellular component: glutamatergic synapse. The transcript is spliced from 29 exons.
AUGUUGGACCCGUCUUCCAGCGAGGAGGAAGGGGAUGAGAUACUGGAGGUGGAGCACAAAGAGGUGGCGGCCCCGAAGAGCCUCGGAGGAGCCCAGCUGUCACCGGGCCGAGCCUCCGACGGCCACGGCGGCGGAGGGCUCCAGCCCCGGGGCCGAGGGAGCGGGAGCGGUGGCGGCGGCAGCGGCGGCGGCGGCCGACCCUCCAGCCCCAGCCCGUCGGUCGGCAGCGACAAGGAGAAGGAGGACCUGGAGAAGAUGCAGAGAGAGGAGGAGGAGAGGAAGAAGAGACUCCAGCUGUAUGUGUUUGUGAUGCGCUGCAUCGCCUAUCCGUUCAACGCAAAGCAACCCACCGACAUGGCCAGGAGGCAGCAGAAGAUCAGUAAGCAGCAUCUGCAGACGGUCAAAGAGCGUUUCCAGGCGUUCCUCAACGGAGAAACCCAGAUUGUUGCUGAUGAGGCCUUCAUCAACGCUGUCCAGAGCUACUACGAGAUCUUCCUGAAAAGUGACCGUGUGUCCAGGAUGGUGCAGAGUGGUGGCUGCUCGGCCAGCGACUCUCGGGAGGUUUUUAAGAAGCACAUAGAGAAGCGGGUGCGCAGUCUGCCUGAAAUCGACGGACUGAGCAAAGAGACGGUGCUGAGUUCCUGGAUCGCCAAGUUUGACACCAUCUACCGAGGCGAGGAGGACCUCAGGAAGCACCAGCAGAGAAUGACGGCCAGCGCCGCCUCCGAGCUCAUCCUCAGCAAGGACCAGCUGUACGAGAUGUUCCAGCAGAUCCUGGGCAUCAAGAAGUUUGAGCACCAGCUCCUCUAUAACGCCUGCCAGCUGGACAACCCUGAUGAGCAGGCAGCACAGAUCAGAAGAGAGCUGGAUGGACGACUGCAAAUGGCCGACCAGAUAGCUCGGCAUGGUGGAAGGUUCCCAAGGUUUGCCUCCAGAGAGAUGGAGGCCAUGUUCAUCGAGGAGCUGCGAUCCUCGGUCAACCUGCUGAUGGCCAACCUGGAGAGCAUGCCGGUGUCCAAGGGAGGAGAGUUCAAGCUGCAGAAGCUGAAGCGCGGUCACAACGCUUCCAUCAUGGACAUGGGCCAGGAGGACGAGAACACGCUGUCCAAAUCGGACGUGGUGCUGUCCUUUACCCUGGAGGUGGUCAUCAUGGAGGUCCAGGGCCUGAAGUCGCUGGCUCCAAACAGGAUUGUUUACUGCACCAUGGAGGUGGAGGGAGGACACAAGCUGCAGACGGACCAGGCUGAAGCCUCCAAACCCACUUGGGGUACCCAGGGUGACUUCACCACCACCCAGCCGCUCCCUGCUGUGAAGGUGAAGCUGUUCACAGAGAGCACAGGAGUGUUGGCUCUGGAAGAUAAGGAGCUGGGGAAGGUUGUGCUCCACCCGACUCCCAACAGUCCCAAGCAGUCCGAGCUCCACAAGAUGACGGUGUCCAAAGGCUGUCCAGACAAUGACCUCAGGAUCAAACUGGCCAUUCGCAUGGACAAACCACAGAACAUGAAGCAUUGUGGGUACCUUUGGGCCAUUGGCAAGAACGUGUGGAAAAGAUGGAAGAAAAGGUUCUUUGUGCUGGUUCAGGUGAGUCAGUACACCUUUGCCAUGUGCAGCUACAGAGAGAAGAAGGCUGAGCCGGUGGAGCUCCUCCAACUGGAUGGCUACACAGUGGACUACACUGAUCCCCAGCCAGGUCUAGACGGCGGUCGGACGUUCUUCAACGCUGUGAAAGAGGGCGACACCGUGAUCUUCGCCAGCGACGACGAGCAGGACCGGAUCCUUUGGGUGCAGGCCAUGUACCGAGCCACGGGCCAGUCACACAAGCCAGUUCCUCCCACCCAGGUCCAGAAACUCAACUCGAAGGGUGGCACAGCGCCUCAGCUCGAUGCACCCAUAUCUCAGUUCUCUGGAUUAAAGGAUGCCGACCGAGCCCAGAAGCACGGCAUGGACGAGUUUAUUUCAGCCAACCCCUGUAACUUUGACCACGGCUCGCUGUUUGAGCUGGUACAGCGCCUCACUCUGGACCACAGACUCAACGACUCCUACUCCUGCCUGGGCUGGUUCAGUCCCGGUCAGGUGUUUGUCUUAGAUGAGUACUGCGCUCGCUACGGCGUUCGAGGCUGCCAUCGGCAUUUAUGUUACCUGAGCGAUCUGCUGGAGAGGGCGGAGAACGGAGCCAUGAUCGACCCCACCCUGCUGCACUACAGCUUUGCCUUCUGUGCCUCCCAUGUCCAUGGAAACAGGUACACGUCAAGGUGCUGGCUAGUCCUGUGUCCUUCACUUUACACACAGCCAAUAGCUAGCCUAAUGCUAAAAUGUGUUCCCAAAUCCCUGCAUGUCCACACAACCAAACCUAGUCAGCGUGUGUCUGAGUUGCUAAACUGGCCGGUAUCUGAGGCCGAACUUGAACGAGCCCUGUUCCUCUCUGCCCCUGAGCUUCCUGCUAAGAGAGAACUCAAAAUCAUAGAGUUCAUGAAGAAAAAGGACUUCAGGUCCUCAAUUUUCUCAGGAUCUAGAAGGCCGGAUGGUAUUGGUACAGUGACCGUGGAAGAGAAAGAGCACUUUGAGGAGAUCAAGGAAAGGCUACGGGUACUCCUGGAGAACCAGAUUACACACUUCAGGUACUGCUUUCCAUUUGGGCGGCCAGAGGGAGCACUGAAAGCUACUCUGUCAUUGCUUGAACGGGUCCUGAUGAAAGAUAUCGUUACUCCGGUUCCACAAGAGGAAGUGAAGGCUGUGAUCCGUAAGUGUCUGGAGCAGGCAGCUCUGGUCAACUACCAACGCCUGUCAGAGUACGCCAAACUAGAAGGGAAAAAGAGAGAGAUGUAUGAGCAUCCUGUCUUCUGCUUGGCGUCUCAAGUGAUGGAUUUAACCAUUCAGAAUGUAGGGCGGUUAGUCACCCCUGCUAAAAAACUGGAGGACAAUAUUCGCCUGGCCGAGCUGGUGAUUGAGGUGCUUCAGCAGAAUGAGGAACACCAUGCUGAGGUUAGUGCAUCUGCCUUUGCGUGGUGGUCAGACCUGAUGGUGGAGCACGCUGAGACCUUCCUGUGUCUCUACUCGGCCGACAUGGACGCAGCUCUUGAGGUUCAGCCGCCCGACAGCUGGGACAGUUUCCCCCUCUUCCAGCUGCUUAACGACUUCCUGAGAAUGGACUAUAACCUGUGCAAUGGGAAGUUCCACAGACACCUGCAGGACCUGUAUGCCCCCCUGGUGGUGCGAUAUGUGGACCUGAUGGAGUCCUCCAUCGCUCAGUCCAUUCACAGAGGCUUCGAAAGGGAAUCCUGGGAACCUGUCAAGAGUAUAGCAAGCACUCUGCCCAAUGUCCACCUCCAAAUGCCCAAAGUACCAAAUCUAAAUGUGCCAAGUGUCAAGCUCCCACAAAUGACCAGCUUCUCUGCACCCAACUGGAUGACAGCUAAUUCUGACUCAGAUAAUGGCUCGGGGACGUCGGAGGAUCUCUUCUGGAAGCUGGAUGCUCUGCAAACCUUCAUCAGAGAUCUCCACUGGCCAGAGGAGGAGUUUGGCAAACACCUGGAGACCCGACUGAAGCUGAUGUCCAGUGACAUGAUUGAAUCAUGUGUAAAACGGACACGUGCAGCGUUUGAGGCCAAGCUUCAGAAGAGCAGCCGGGCCACAGACUUCCGCGUGCCACAGUCCAUCUGCACCAUGUUCAACGUCAUGGUGGAUGCCAAGGCCCAGUCAGCCAAGCUGUGUGCUGUGGACCUGGGGCAGGAGAGACAAUACCAUUCCCAAAUUGAUAAUCUAAUCGAAGAGACAGUGAAGGAGAUGAUAACGCUGCUAGUAGCUAAGUUUGUGGUCAUCCUAGAGAGUGUGUUAGCCAAGCUCUCCAGAUAUGAUGAGGGAACACUCUUCUCUUCCUUCCUAUCUUUCACUGUGAAAGCUGCCUCCAAGUAUGUGGAUGUACCUAAGCCCGGGAUGGAUGUCGCCGACAGUUACGUGACGUUUGUCCGUCACUCCCAGGACAUGCUGCGGGAGAAGGUCAAUGAGGAGGUGUACAUAGAGAGAUUAUUUGAUGUGAGUAAGCCACGGCGCCGCCUCCUCCAUCAAAGGCAGGCUUAG